Molecule: messenger RNA, 1376 nt
Organism: Adelges cooleyi (spruce gall adelgid)
Lineage: Eukaryota; Metazoa; Arthropoda; Insecta; Hemiptera; Adelgidae
Product: calumenin-like
Exons: 7
Coding region: 189-1163 (324 amino acids)
Cellular component (GO): endoplasmic reticulum
Molecular function (GO): calcium ion binding
Source: RefSeq, a predicted model, not a curated record
UCAUUCGUUAUCUGAAAUGCAGAGUAGCGGAGUGCAGCUUCCUAUUUAAACAUGUAUUUUUUAUACAAUCCAUGUACUAAUUAUUGUUCCGGAAGUAGUGCUUGUAAUAUUUUAUGUCAGUUUUAAAGUACAAAUUUUUUUUUUUUUUUAAUUAAACGAAAACUUUUUUAUAGUAUAUACGAUCAACGAUGCAGGCGAAUGUGUUUAAACUCGUCACAUUUAAUGUAGUGUUGUUCACUUGUUUAUAUUUUGUUUGUGGAGUCCCCAAUCCUAAAGAUCCUGCCCUCGAAAAGUUACAAGCACAGCAGCAACAUUUCAGAGGGGAAGAGCAUGAUCCUAACUAUGAUCAUGAAGCAUUUCUUGGUCAAGAAGCGGAAGAAUUUGAUAAUUUAACACAACAAGAGAGCCAAAGAAGGCUCGGUCUGAUUGUGAAUAAAAUUGAUAAAAAUAAUGAUGGUUUUGUGACUAAAGAUGAACUAAAAAACUGGAUAACGUUUACCCAAAAGCGUUAUAUCAUGAACGAUGUUGAAAAUCAAUGGAAAAUGCAUAAAAACAAUGCUGAUGACAAAAUAUCGUGGCCAGAAUACCGUAAAGACACAUAUGGAUUUAUGAGUGAUGAAGAAGCUAAUGAUGUGCAAAAACAAGACGAUUCAUAUUCAUAUGCUAAAUUGAUAAUAAGAGAUAAAAGAAGAUGGGCAGCGGCCGAUGUUGAUGGCGAUGGUUUGCUGACUAAAGAUGAGUUUGUUUCAUUUCUUCAUCCCGAAGAAAGUGACCAUACAAAAGACAUUGUUGUUAAUGAAACCAUAGAAGAUAUGGAUAAAGACAAAGAUGGAAAAAUAUCUAUCGAUGAAUAUAUCGAGGAUCUAUUUCCUGGCGUGGAAAAAAAUGAAGAACCAAGUUUUGUGAUCAGUGAAAAAGAACAGUUUAAAACGUAUAGAGACAAAGAUGGGGAUGGAUUUUUGGACAUCGGAGAGGUGAAAGAUUGGAUUUUGCCUGAGAACUUCGACCAUGCUGAAGCCGAGAGUAGACACUUGAUUUACGAGUCAGAUUCUGAUGCGGAUGGAAAGUUAACUAAGAACGAAAUUCUGGAAAAGUAUGAUUUGUUUGUUGGGUCUCAAGCUACUGAUUUUGGAGAAGCUAUUAUAAAACAUGAAGAAUUAUAAUCAAGAUUAUUUUAAGUUAAAUAAUGCUAAUAUUUUUAAUGGAAUCUGUUUUUUUUUCAACUUACUAUAGUUGCUAUUAGUUUUAUUAAAAAUAAUGUUUAUAAAAUAAGUAAUAUUUAUUUUUAAUACUUGAGUAAAGUAAUAAUAAAUGAAAUACUAAAAAUCAACUUAAAUAUAUUUCAUAAAAUAUAUGAAGACAAUUUUGUAUGUAUC